Molecule: messenger RNA, 1275 nt
Organism: Entrophospora sp. SA101
Lineage: Eukaryota; Fungi; Glomeromycota; Glomeromycetes; Entrophosporales; Entrophosporaceae
Source: the annotation of a GenBank genome assembly
AUGACUGAUCCAAAUAACAAGAUAUAUCAUCCUCAUGAUCCUCACCAUCCUCAACAACAACAUCCUCAACAACAACAACACUUACCUUCUAACGAUCCUCAACAACAUAAUCAAUAUCAGUAUCACCAACAACACGAAGAAGAAGCGGAGGAAGAAGGGCAACUACGUCAUCUUCAUCAUCAUCAACAGCAUCAACAUUUAUCUUUACAUCCUAGAGAAUUAAUACAGCAUAAGAUUGGAGGUGAAGAGGUAAAUGAGAUUAGAAACGGUGCUCAUGAUUUUAAAGUUCAUCAAUUGCCUCUUGCUAGAAUAAAGAAAGUAAUGAAAACUGACGAAGAUGUAAAGAUGAUCAGUGCUGAAGCCCCGAUCCUAUUUGCUAAAGGUUGCGACAUAUUUAUAACAGAAUUGACAACCAGAGCUUGGCUUCAUGCAGAAGAAUGUAAACGAAGAACUUUACAACGAUCAGAUAUUGUUAAUGCUAUAAAAAAAUUAGAUAUGUUUGAUUUCUUGAUAGAUAUUGUACCAAGAGGAGGAAGUGAAGAUAAAUUAACGACACCAAAUAGAACCGAUGACCAUUCGUACGAACCGGGAUUACCACCACUUCAUCAAAGUGGGCCACAAUUUAAUACUAAUACUCCGACAAAUAUGCCUGGUGAUAAAAUGUUAAUCGAUUAUCCACAUCAUCAUCCACAUAAUCCACAGAAUCAUCCACAUCAUCAUUAUAUGCAAAGGAUAGAUUCUCAUCAUCGCUCCAACCAUCAUCUACAUUAUCAACAACAUCAUCCUGAACAUAAUCAACCUUAUCAGCAUCCUCAACAACAUUAUCAACAUCCACCACCUUUGUUACCACCAAUAAAUCCUGCUGCCGAUCAUCAAUUGAUUUCUUCUUCCACUUCUCCUCUCCCCUCUACUUCUUUAUUCAGACCAGCUUCUGCUUCGUCAUCAUCAAGUGAUUCCGCUGUUGCAAGUUCAUCUUCGUCAUCAUACCAAAAUCACCCUUAUUAUCAUCACAAUAAUCAAUACUCAUACCAUCAUUCUUCAGAAUCCAAUCAUCCACCUCAUCAUCAUCAACAUCCACCUCAACCUCAACAUCAUCAUGAUAAUUACCAUCCUCAACAUAAUCCUAAUCAUGUUAAACCUGAAUAUGAUCAAUCAAAUGUAAGACCUCCAAUAGAUUGGUAUCCAAAUAAUAAUGGAAAUGAACUUCAUACCAACAACAAUAAUAACGACGACAAUAAUCAUAGCAAUAGAGGUGAUUUUCAACAACGUAAUUAA